AUGGACUCUGAAAAGCUCGACAAGCGCAUGAAGGCGAUCCAUGCGGGAGAGAAACGAAAUAAUGACUACAAGGGCUACAAUCACGACCUCUUCCGCAACCACGUCCGAUACGAGUCCGCCUCCCACAGCCCGCGCCCGCGCGUCUCCUUCCUCCUAACAGUCACCGAACCCUUCUGCAACAAAACCGGCGCCCUCCACGGCGGCUGCGCCACCACCUUAAUCGACGUGACAUCAACCGGGUUUCUAAUCGCCCUCUCUAAGCCCGGCUACUUCUCCCAGGGAGGCGUCUCGCGAACGUUGAAUGUCAAGUUCGUGCGGCCGGCGCCGAUGGGGGUGGAGGUGCGGAUUGUGAAUGAGCUGGUGCAUGCGGGGAAGCGGAUGGCGUUGGUUAGAUCGGAGAUUAGUAGGGUGGAUACUGGGGAGGUUUGUGUUGUGGGGGAACAUGAUAAGGUUAAUACGGAUCCUGAGGUGGAGAGGUUGUGA
This is a messenger RNA of Blastomyces dermatitidis ER-3, 483 nucleotides long. Its product is annotated as thioesterase. The coding region runs from base 1 to 483 and encodes 160 amino acids. Gene Ontology annotation, molecular function: fatty acyl-CoA hydrolase activity. NCBI's taxonomy places the organism in Eukaryota, Fungi, Ascomycota, Eurotiomycetes, Onygenales, Ajellomycetaceae. The record is from RefSeq and is a predicted model, not a curated record. The transcript is spliced from 2 exons.